Haliotis rufescens (red abalone) is the source of this 1971-nucleotide messenger RNA. RefSeq names its product nicotinamide/nicotinic acid mononucleotide adenylyltransferase 1-like. The record is from RefSeq and is a predicted model, not a curated record. Bases 40 to 855 code for a protein of 271 amino acids. Gene Ontology annotation, molecular function: nicotinamide-nucleotide adenylyltransferase activity; nicotinate-nucleotide adenylyltransferase activity. Gene Ontology annotation, biological process: NAD+ biosynthetic process. The transcript has 9 exons. Lineage: Eukaryota; Metazoa; Mollusca; Gastropoda; Lepetellida; Haliotidae.
CGUGAUGCAUUACGAUAGUUCGCUCAAUGUCUACCAGAAAUGUUUCCACGACCGACCAGUAUCAGAAUGGCCUCAGCGGCGAAGGUGGUGUUGUUAGCCUGCGGAUCUUUCAAUCCCGUUACUAAUAUGCAUCUCAGGAUGUUCGAGAUAGCUCGAGACAGCCUGCAGAGGACAGGGCGAUACACGGUGGUAGAGGGUAUCAUAUCUCCCGUCAGUGAUAACUAUGGCAAGAAGGACCUCCUGUCUGCCAAACACAGGAUCGCCAUGUUGAAACUGGCGUUGAAGAGCCUGGAAUGGGUCAGAUGCGACACAUGGGAGUCGGAGCAGGAGAACUGGAGUGAGACAGCUAGGGUGUUGCGACACCACCAGGAGGUGCUCGACAACCUGUACAACACCAACAUGAAACCCACACCUACUAAACGCAGAAAGAAGAUCCGUACUUACGAAGACGAGGCUGACAAUGCAUCGUCGCCAAAGAUCACAGUGAACGACGCGGACAUCCCGAUACAGCUCCGUCUGCUGUGUGGCGCAGACCUGCUGCAGUCGUUCGGGGAGCCGGGAGUCUGGGCUGAGGAGGAUAUAGAAUAUAUACUUAGUAAACAUGGACUAGUUUGUAUCACAAGAGAAGGAUGCGACCCCCGGAAGUUCAUCUAUGAAUCAGAUAUCUUAUCAAAGUAUCAAGACAAUAUUCAUAUAGUUACUGAAUGGAUCACAAAUGAGAUCAGUUCUACGAAGAUAAGACGAGCCCUGAGGCGAGGUGAAAGUGUGAAGUUCCUGCUGCAGGAUGCGGUGAUCCAUCACAUCAAGGAGUACGAGCUGUAUGGCCUGCCUGACAAAAAUAAAACGACUGUUUGACAGAGGAAUGAAGUUUUUUGUACCUGUUAAAAUAUAUGUUGUUGAUUUUAUUAACAAAUAAUUGUACUAUUAUUUUGUUUUAAUUGUCUCAUGCCUGUUUAGCUUGUUAGAAAUGUUUUUAGUUGAUGUAUUUAAUCCUGACAUACACAUAAGCAGAAAGUAAGAUCGUUUGCAACUGCCGACCUGUUAUCGAUGACCUGUGUAAGGGGAGGUAAUCAAAAGUUGAAUUAAGAAAAUAUUAAAAGAGUUUUGUCAGAGUGCCUACAUAUAAAAAUCUAAAUUGUAAUUUUGUUAUCAUCAACUGAGUCUAAAUAUUUCAAUCAAAAAUGAAAUCAAAUUAGUUGUACCAAUUUAUAUACCAUAUCUUAAGUUUGAAUGUUGAAUGUGUUUUGCAAGUCUGUAUUUCAUAUUGUGACCAUAGUAUGGUUGAACUAGGGAUGUCACGAUACCAAUCUCAUUAAAAUCAGUUCUAAGUUCUCGCUAUCGCCAAACAAAGAUCUGAGGAAAAUUCCAUUAUGGGUGACGUCGGACAACCUUUCAUCCGACCAAUCAAAGCGUAGCUUACCAGAUCAUGAAAAUGACAGUCAGAAUGUUUUUUUCUUAUUAUGCAACCUCGAAAACAUUAACAUGGGGUAUUCCGAACGACUGAUUCUGUCAAAAUUAUCAUCUAUCUCUAAACAUUUGAACGGAGGAGGCGCUGCACAGUACGUGGGAAGCACUGCCAUAAAUCUCAAACAUAUAUUAGACAUUUCGGAAUGUUCGUCUUUUCAGUUUUCAAAAUUUUAAUCGAGAACUGUGUCAACAUAUUAUUCAAGCAUAGUCGGAAAUGGAAGUUGCCAGGUUGAAACGAGUGCCAUAAAGCUCGAGAAAGCUGCUUUCUAAUUGGCUGAUGUGACUUCUUAUUAGACAUUUCAGUGGUCGGUCAAAGUUUGCAAAAGGUCGUUCGGACGUGACCAGUUAUGGGAAAUCCUCAAAUCUUUGUUUUGCGGCAGCGAGAACUUAGAUCUGGUUUUAAUGAGAUUGUCACGAUACAGGUGUCACACGAUAUGAAUCAUAUCUCGAUACAGUGGCCACGAUACAAUACAUAUCUUGAUACUGCAUGUACAACAUUUUGUG